AUUGUAUACGUUACUUCGGAACGUCCGAGAAGUUAUUAGUAGAAGUUGCUCUUGUGUGGAUACAUUUAGACCGUAAAUAGUCGUGUUUCCUUUAAUUCAGAUACGCGCGUAUGUUUAUUUUACUUCGCAGGAAACAUAAAAUUACGUCAUGGCAACGUACAAUUAGCGUCUAACGACAGUCCGUUGUUGUAGCAAAGCCUUUCGGGAGCGGUGAGACGCCAUCUAAAGUUGUUGCCAGAGAGCAAAAAUUGUGACAUAAUGGCGCAACUUUUAGCGAUAGACGGCAGCAGAGUGGCGUUCUUUAUGAUUUAAAUCAAUAAGUGUAUUUGUGAUUGUACUAAGUGUUUCAUCGAACUCUGUUUUCUGUGUUGUAUUUUCGGUGAAGUUUUCUCUAAACGGAAAGGCAAUAUUGUAGCAUCUCCAGAAGAGGGUAGUGGGACAUUUCCCAACCGACUCGAUUGGCGUAAACAAAACGAAUAUACCAGUCAUCUUUGUGAACAUUAAAAUGAGUGCCCCUGCUGUGAAACAGUCACUCCCAGCUUCUGGAACUGCAACUAAAGUUGGCCCAGGUGCACCUGCUUCUGGGGCUGCAAAUAACUCUCAGUCAGCAGGUGUGCCAAAACUGUCAGCUGUGAGCCCAGCUAAGCCACCAGCAUCAGGAAAUGCUAAUCACAAUGUAUCAAAUAUGCCUCUUAGUUUAGUUCAGGAACACAAAAAUGGAAGCGGUCAGAACCAGACCGUGUCUGGGCCACAAAGAGGAUCUGACAAGAACAGAGAUCUUGCACCUUCAAGUGCUCUGAAACCUACAUCAAAUGGUGUGGAAGGAUCGCCAACUAAGCCCCAACACAGUUUAACAAAUUCAGGAAAUGAUAAGAAGUCAGAUGAAUCACAAGCAGUUGCAAAUCAUUCAGCUGAUUCAAGUGUCACAUUACCUACAUCCCAGACAACACAACAAUCAGUUCUGCCAACACAGCAGGGAACACAGUUACAGUCUCAGUUGCAGUUACAACAAUUGCAGAUGCAGCAGCUGUUACCACAGCAACAGAUGAUGUCACAACAGCAAAUUGUACCCCAACAGCAACAGUCACUGAUGCAACAGCAGAUGUUGCCACAGCAACAACAGCAGCAACAAUCACAGUUUAUGACACAACAUGGGAUGCCAAGACCAUCCCAACAAAUACUACCACAACAGCAAAUGAUCGCACAACAACAUAUGAUUGCACAGCAGAAGCAACAGAUGCUAGGGCAACAGGGAAUCGGUCAACUCGUAAUACCCCAACAACAAAUGCAGACACAACAGAUGAUACAAGCACAGCAACACCUGCAAGCCCAACAGCAUCUACAAGCACAGCAGCAACAGAUGCAAGCACAGCAACUACAACAGCUGCAGGCUCAACAGCACAUGCAAGCUCAGCAUGUUCCAGGGCAGCAACAGAUACAGAAUCAAGCACACAUGCAAGUGCAGCAACAGCAGCAUCUCCAACCUCCACAUAUUCAGACACAGCAGCAGAUGCAACAUAUGCAACCACAGCAGCAAGCACAACCUCAGUUACAAGUGACACCACAAUCUGUACAGCAGCAGGUUCAGCCAUCUCAGCAACAAAAUUCAACAAUAUCACCUUCAGUGCAACAAGCCCAAGCACAACACGGGAAAGGGCAACAGCAGUUGCAAGAGCAGCAGCCACAACAACAGAACCAAGGAGAGAAACAGCCAUCUACGGUGCAGGAUAACCAGGAAACGCAGACACAACCAAACUCUGGGCCGGAGGGCCAAGAAGUGUCGACUGCUGUUACGUUGACGACAGCUGUCGCCAGCAGUGUACCAGAAAAUGAAACAGAAGAGCAGAAUCAGGGGGAAAAAGAACAAAAUUCCCAAGCAGAAACAAGUGGAAAGGAGCAGACCCCUAAAGAUGAAAAUGUAAUGUCAGAGAACACAGAAACACCUUCAAGUACAACAGGUUCUGAUGCUAAGAAAGAAGAGACAGAGACUGCAAAACCAGAUGCAUCAAGUGCUGUUACAGAAGUGGCACAAAUUGCUGAGACAGAAGAUAACGUUGUUGGGGGUUCUGGAGCUGAUUCAAAUGGUGAUAUGCCCAGUGCUGGUCCGUCAACCUCUGAUAAUCAGAUAGCAGGGCCCUCUUCAAGAAGUGAUUCAUCAAAAUCUCGGGCUGAUGGUCCAAAAUCUGAAUUUAAAGUUGCGACGCCUCCAAGAAGCAGCAAAAGAAAACGUGAGACAAAGCCCAAUGAGGCAGGUAAAUCUGAUGCAAAAGACACCGGUGAGGAGCGCAAGUCAAAACGUGUUCGUACCAGGACACAACCUUACCAGGCUCCAUUACCAGAACUGCAGUACAUUUCCAAACUAAAGACAUUGAUGAAGUCACCAGAUGACAGACUCAUAGUCUUUUACAAGAAUGAGUUUUUAGCUGUACGAAAUACAGAAGGAGGUUUUUUUGUGUGCCAAACUCUCCAAAACAUUUAUAGAAGCAGUCCUCGUAUUCGUAUACGUUGGUUGUCAGAACAAGAGCCAAAGGAAAAAGACUCCAAUGUGUAUAUUCCUGACUUCUAUGAUGCUACAGAUUUUGACUGUAUACUUACUAAUUUGGAUUUGAAGAAAGUGGACAAAAAUAAAUAUGAGCUUCCCAAUGGAGAGAGGUCACGUACUGAAAACAUAUUGACACGUGCACUACAAUUUGAGAAGGGAGUGGAGAAGCCUUCUGUGACUGAAGAACAUCCUGAUGGUCUUGAUUUAUCAUUAUAUAAAGAUGAAGCUCAGUUAAAGAAAAAGAGGAAUUCGAAGAAGCGAGUGUCAAAGAAAAGAACUUCUGCUGGGACUGAAGGAGGACCAAGCACAUCAGCUGCUGAUGCUGAUAGUGGUGAACCUCCAGCUAAGACAGCUCGUAAGUCAAAAUCCACCAAGAAAACUGGGAAAGCAAAACCUCCUUCAAAGGAAAAACCUAAGGCUAAGGACAAGGAGGGAUCAAAGAAACCAGAGCGUGAUAAUGCACGUGAGAAGCGAAAUAGUGCUAAAAAGAAAACUGAGAAAAGUGAAUCGAGCAACAAAUCUAAAAAGAGCUCGUCUACAGCUACAAAAGUGACUACAGAAAAAAAGAACAUCAAAACUACACCAACUAAAAAAACAGAUUCAUCUGAAACCUCUAUUCCAACAAGGUCUGCAAAAACCAGAAGUGUUAAAGCUGGAGCUGCCCCUUCAAAGACUUCACCCAUUACUAGGACAAAGGAGCGUGAACGCAGGGGGGUUAAUGCUAAGGAGAGAAAGAAACCAGGCAAGAAGGCCUAAGACAGUGAGUGAGUGAUGUAUCGUUAUCAAAUUAACAACUCUUAAGGGUGGAUAUAUGUGGCAGGGAGAAACAUAUCUUUCUGUCUAAGUGUUUUUAUCAGCCCACAACUAUAUGGACCUGUUGAUAGUAACAAGUGAAUAUUUUAUACCUGACAUAAAGUGUUUUAUUGCACCCAACAAAUCUUUUACUUUUUAAUGGAGUCUAUUACUUUUGUUCUAAAUCAGAUAUUAUAAUGAUUUAUGGCUGUUGUAAUGGUUAUUGGCAGAAAGAGAACUGGAUGGACAUGGAACAGGGUACAAGAUGAUUUGGAAGUCUUGUAAAAUGCAAAUUUGAUUGUGGUACUUUGUACCGUUAAGUUGGGAUAGAAUGUGUAUCACAUGAUGUGUUCUGCAUCCCAGAUUAUUGUGAUGUUUCUUAUUGGAUCUGAAAAGUGAAUUGCUGCUGUUGGCAUCUUGGAGAUAAAUAUCUCCAAGGAGAAGGUGGGAUCAUUAUCAUCUGCACAGUGUUUUAUCUUAUUGCUGUUUCAUGGCAUAUUUGUAGAAAAGAAAAAGAUGAUAUGAAUGGACAGUUGUUGAGAUUUGCUUUAACUCUUCAGUGAAAUUUAUGUUACUAGAGUUUAAAUAGAAAUGUCGUUUCUGUAAAACAUUUUUCUAGUGUAGUAGCAGCUGUUUCUAUAUAUUUUUCCCAACUGCUCCAAAAAAUACCUUACCAUUUCCCAAUGACCGCUAAAAUUAAGAAUUUAUUGUGACUGUACUUUCACUGCAUAUAUUUAUUCCACGGUGCAACAACUUGUUGCCACAUGCUAGCUCUGACACAGAGUUGCUCUCUGUUUCCUCAGCCAAUGCUGAGUUUGAAUGGCAUGUUGUUGAAUUUUAAGUGUGUGUGUGUGUGUGUGUGUGUGUGUGUGUGUGUGUGUG
Schistocerca piceifrons (Central American locust) is the source of this 4216-nucleotide messenger RNA. Its product is annotated as mastermind-like protein 2. Bases 506 to 3298 code for a protein of 930 amino acids. Lineage: Eukaryota; Metazoa; Arthropoda; Insecta; Orthoptera; Acrididae. The record is from RefSeq and is a predicted model, not a curated record. The transcript has 7 exons.